Molecule: messenger RNA, 6490 nt
Organism: Anopheles funestus (African malaria mosquito)
Lineage: Eukaryota; Metazoa; Arthropoda; Insecta; Diptera; Culicidae
Product: transient receptor potential channel pyrexia-like
Exons: 3
Coding region: 2605-5952 (1115 amino acids)
Biological process (GO): transmembrane transport; monoatomic ion transport
Cellular component (GO): membrane
Molecular function (GO): protein binding; monoatomic ion channel activity
Source: RefSeq, a predicted model, not a curated record
GCUAGUGUGCUGACGAUUUUUCCAACAGAUCUUAAGCGACUAAGGAGAAAAUAUACACUAUUAAAACAAUUUUGUUUGACGUCAAAGUGACCACACUUCAUAUUGUCAAUGUCAAUUAAUGAAAAAAGUUCAAAUUAAUUAUUUUUUUAUAAGUAAAUCGCUAUUACGUAUGGUAUUAUUUUAACGUUAAAAAUACAAAAAUCUACAUAAAAAACAUUACCAAGCAUUUAGUUCAAUUUGAGGCCACAGGCAAAUUUUGCCUCACCUGUAGUAAGACCGGAUCUGGUUCUCCAUGAUCUUCUUCAGAAUAUACCGAAUAGUGAAGAUCUCAUCGGGGGUUCAUCUCCCUUGCAGUUCAUCUCCCCCCCUUACAGUUUCCCUUUUCUUGGCGGAGCGCCUGCCAUAACUGGAUUAUUAUACUUUUUUACGUUGUAUAGUCAGUCCUUGCUACGAGGAAGCAGUCCUGAGACGAUUUGGUACCGAUACUGUGAUUUAAAAAAAACUGAUGCCGCUACAACUUUUAACACUGGGUUGCCCCUUUAUAGUUAAGUGACCUAGAACAAUAAUACGUCCAUACAUCUUCUGAGACUUGGUUAAUAAAAUGGCGAAAUGCAAAAGUCUUCUUUUCGUUCUUCUUCUACAUGAAAUUAAUUUGAAUAUUUUUUUGUGGUUAAAUAUAUUCUGAAUUAACAAAUUCAAAGACUUAUUUCCUUAUUAGUUUACCAUCCACAUAUAGAGAACCAGAAAUGCGAACAAAUUUUGAACUGCGGAAAUAAUAUUGCCAUGUAUGCGUGUGUGAGUGUUUGUGGUUUUAAGUAAUGCAGAACGAGGAGCAACCUACCCGCUAACCUAUCUAACCAAGCAAAUAUUGAAACGAAAGGACACGAUUGGCUCGCCAAGAAAGAUGUUAGCAACCUGUUUCGAGUAAAGUAAAGAGCUGUAAACUGGAUCAAGAGUAGACACCAGCGUGUUGGCGAUCGCAUGUAUUCGUGAAUCAAGUACUGAGCGGACCGAUCAAGGAAAAAAAACAUAAUAUAGAGAUCUUCAUUGGGUUUUCCCCAAAAGUACAGUGGAAGGUAAACUAUGAAUUUAAAAAAAAACAUGCAAACACAUAAACGGUAAGGAAUGAGGAUUUAACAAAGCACUAAUAGAAUUUGUACAAUUUUGCCAGUUUAUAAAAGGGCAAAUAGUGGAAUGAACAAUUUCACUGCCAAGAUUUGCCGACACAACAGCUUGUUUCGUUUGUUUAAAAUAUGCAAAAAAUGGUAGGAAAUACAGCUUUAGCACAAUCCCAAAAAUUCUUUGAAGCUCAGUCACCAUCAUCAUCAUCAUCAUCGCGGAUCUCUUCAAUCAGCUUGCCGACCACUGCUGACCACAUGCAUGUGUAACUGCUUUACCCACGAUCGUAAUAGAUGUCCCGUCGAAGAGAACAUGUAUCUUCCAGUGUGUUGGUUCUUUCAAAACUUUCAAAAUGUUGCCAUAUACCUAUGGUAUCGAGCGAUCGACGCAUCCACUAGCACGUACAAACAUUUGCUCUGGCUCGCUCACACGCUCACGCUCUUCCCAUUCAUUUAUCUCUAUUUGAUCGGUUUAGAUUGUUUCGACACGCUUCAUCCCCGUAUGGAUUGUUAUCAUCCAGAAGAAAAAGUCAGAAAUCAGAUGCUUCAUCUCAGAACAUGGUACGUAGUUCACUGCGUGUACAAUGGAAUGAUGCCGUGAGGGCAUGCUACUGUUUGCCGUUGUGUUUGUCCUCUAUGGGUUUCGAUCAACAGCAGCAGACAAUCGCACCGUCGGGCCGAGACGACACUCGACAAUAUUUUGAAUCGGCUAGUCUGACAGUUACCACCGUGCACGAUCGUCGCGUGUUUGCGAGCGGUUAGUGAUCUUUACCAAAACUAUACCCUUUUUUCAGGUUGGGUAGGUGUUGUGUUGUUGGCUAUCCAAAGAAACUUUGUUGCGCUUUGUACCUUGUGGCUUUGUGGCUUGUACCAACAAUAUAAUCGUUGCACUUGUAGUAAAGUUUUAACGUUUUCCUGCUAAUUUUAAAUUUAAUGCUGCCAUGUGACUUUCAGCAUCAGAAUCAAUCAUCGAUUCAUCGGUGUAUUGUCAUGCACUAAGCACUAUCCGGCAUUAGUUUAACAAUGUGCGCUGCUCCUGGUACCGCAAGGCAAGACACAGCUUUAAAGUGAUUGCAUUUAUAAAUUAUGCGCGUGUGUGACUGUAUGUGUGGUAGUGCUGAUCAUUAUCCCUCUAGCAAACAGCAACAGCAAGCGGAUCAAUAGUUGUCCAUCCGCGACAUUGCCAAACGAACACGGUUCACAGGGGAUUGAAAAGAUAAAAUAAAAUAACAAGCAGCAUCAUCAAACACCUUCUCUACACCAAAAACCACAAAUGGAACAGUCAGAAUGAAUCGCCGCCACCCGGGGUAUGGGUAUUCUAGCUCCGCGACGCCAUCGAACGAUCACCAUUUACAGCUGACAAGAAUAACAAUAGCAGCUCUCGAAACAAUAGAGCUCAACAAAUUGAACUAACUGAUUAAACAAACCACAUUAAACCUCACACAACAUAGUUACAUCCGGGCACUAGCCGGGCAAAAGGCACAAAAUGGACAAUUAUGGCUUUAAAGAUAGUGAUAGUACACCACCCACGACAACGCCGGUACGACCUCCUAGAAUAUUUCGAACAGUAAGCUGCAUUGAGAAUGGUUCCAUCAAAUUUCCACGCCUGACUGCCAGAUUUAAUGCAUCAACUACUAAGGAUGCAAGACCGCAAGCGAUGGAUCCAGAGGCCGCCAUAGUUGAACCUGCCGUGAUCGAAAACGGUCUACACAUUGAUACCAACAGCAAGCCAACGAUUAUGCAAAAUACUGUGCCCAAUGUGACUGGAGGAACUGGUUCCUCUUCAGCUGAUGAUCAUAACAAAUCUGCAACGGUCAAUGAAAGCUCUACCGUCACUAAUUCUAGUACCAAAACAACAACGCCACAUAGUAGUGGAACCGCUCCGGCGAAUGGACGUAAAUCGCACAUUGAUAGUUACGAGUAUAUGGAGGUAGGGCCGUCACCGCCUGCCGAAGGUGCCCCCAAUCUUUACGAUAGCUACGAUGAAAGUUAUUCCGAAUCUAGUGCCCAACUCUGCAAUGACAUCAUUCGCGUGUCUCUUACUGAGCAGAUGCGUCUGGCUGGUGGCCGAGUGACACUGCUCGAGAGCUUCGAACUCGAACCUACACUUGAUGCCACGGCCAUCGAACAGUUGCUGUGUAAAACACCAAUACCACCGUCCGCGAGUCCAGCAACCACCACGAAAGCGGUUGGCUCUUCCAACAACGUUGCAGCCAGCGGAGGACAACAGUUUGAGAAAAAUAUCUGCUUUCUGUGGGCGGCUUUUUUACGAAAGUUCCAUCUCCUUGAGCAGUGUGUUCAACUUGGGGCUGAUAUUAACUUCUGCGACACUAACGGUUUGACCGCGCUUCAUCUCGCAUCGUUCAGCGAUUGUACCGAAUGCUGUGCGUUUCUGAUUCAUCGUGGACUUGAUGUUAACUUACAGCCCAAAUGGUACACACCGCUACAUUGUGCCGCUUUCGGUAACUCACUAGCGGCCGCUGAGCUGCUAAUUACAAACGGUGCUCGCAUAGACGUGCCAACAAACAAGCAGCAUUGCGAGGAAUCGCUUUUGCAUUGUGCCGUAAGAUCAAAUGCUACCGAAUGUCUUCGAUUCUUUAUCGCCCACGGCUCGAAUGUGAAUGCACUGGAACGGAAUGGCACAAAUCCAAUCCAUCUGGCCGCUGAUCUCGGCCAUGCCCAGUGUCUCGCUGCACUGCUUGAAUGCCCAGAUGCCGAUCCAAAUGUGCGUAUACAGCAAGGUGAUAAGCAGAUGACCGCAUUACAUCUUGCCGCUGACGAAGGUAACUUAGACUGUGUAACUCAACUGUUAGCACGCGGAGCUGAUGUCCGAGCGCGAAACCAUCGUGGCUUUACACCACUGCAUCUAGCGGCCCGCAGUGGAAGUGCCGACUGCGUCGAGGCACUAUUAAAGCUUGGUGGCUGUGAUCCAAAUAUGGCCGAUUUUGACCAACGAACGGCACUACACGCCGCGGUCAGUAAAUCCGAUACUGCGGUGGAGAUGCUUGAAACACUCAUCACAUGGGGUGCUAACGUCAACCAACGGGAUAUGUAUGGAUUCACGGCACUGCAUCUUGCGGCACUGGACGCAUUAGGCCCUUGUGUCGAAACGCUGCUUUAUCACGGCGCUGAUGUGACGAUGAAAUCGCGCAAAGGAACAAGCGCUCUCAACAUCAUCAGCCGUAAAACGCCGGCAUCGCUCGGUGUCAUACAAUGCAAGCUGGACGCAGCGAUCACGCUAACGCAUUCGCAAGAUUCAUCCAGCCGGGAGGUGGAAUUGGAACUUGACUUUCGCAGCAUUCUGCAGCAUUGCCAUCCGAGGGAAAUCAGCUACCUAAAUACGUUUGUGGAUGAUGGACAAAAGGAAUUUCUACAACAUCCACUGUGCUCAGCCUUCCUGACCAUCAAAUGGAACAAAAUACGCAAAUACUAUAUCGCGCGAUUGCUGUUUUGCUUUACAUUUGUGCUGUUUCUAACACUGUACGUACUCACGGUGCUAGCGCACAACUGUUACAACGGCAGCAAGGACAUGAAGGAAACGAUACAGGAACAGGAGCUCUGUCAAAAGCAGUCUAUCUUUGGAGACAUGUUGCGGAAUAAUCCGUUCGUGAUGGAAAUGCAGUGGAUUGUGUUGGUGGCAAUAACGAUCAUUGAGGUCUGUCGCAAGAUUUUUGGUGUUACCGGAUACUCCUCACUGAAACACUACGUCACUCAGACAGAAAAUGCAAUCGAAUGGUUUAUCAUAGUGAGCGUAUUCGUUAUCUCGCAUGUUUACACCAAGCGGACCUACACAUGGCAGAAUCAUGUCGGAGCUUUUGCAGUACUUCUUGGUUGGACCAACCUAAUGCUUAUGAUUGGACAGUUGCCCGUUUUUGGUGCCUAUGUCGCCAUGUACACCAAGGUGCAGGUUGAAUUUGCCAAACUGUUCAUGGCAUAUUCGUGUAUGUUAAUAGGCUUCACGAUCAGUUUUUGUGUAAUUUUCCCAUCAUCCUCCUCGUUCGCAAAUCCCUUCAUGGGAUUUAUCACGGUGCUAGUAAUGAUGACGGGCGAACAAGAUCUGGAACUACUGAUCAAUGAUCCCGAUGGUAAAGAUCCACCGUUUCUGCUUGAGAUCAGUGCGCAGAUUACCUUUAUAUUGUUUCUGCUGUUUGUCACAGUAAUUCUGAUGAACCUGCUCAUUGGUAUUGCUGUGCAUGACAUACAAGGAUUGAAAAAAACGGCCGGCUUAUCCAAAUUAGUUCGUCAGACGAAACUAAUAUCGUAUAUCGAAUCGGCCCUUUUUAAUGGUUGGUUACCAAACUGGUUGCGCAAUUUGCUUUACUACACAGCGCUCGUUUCGCCACAAGCUUACCGUGUGGUGCUGAGCGUCAAACCACUGAACCCCGGAGAAACAAGACUCCCGCGAGACAUUAUGAUGGCAGCGUACGAGGUGGCGAAGCAAAAGAAGCACUACACGAGAAAAGGUAUCUCUACGGUACGUCGUAACUUAUCGUACGAACCACCAAAAGGGUCGACGGCAAUGAACGGAAUGCGGCCUAAAUUGUACGAUCGCUCUGAUAGUAGCUUCACUAUACCCGGAAAUAGACGGAACCCUAACGGUGGAAUAGGGCUAACUUCUGCAAACAGUGAUCAUACUGCAAAAUUCGGAUACGUUUACGAUACGCCGACCUUGUAUGGCCUCAGCAAUAAGUUAGACGAACACAGUGACUACAUUGGUAGCAUUGCAACAGAGAUCGCAGAGUUGCGAUCAUCGGUAGAGGAAAACCAGCAGAUGCUGCGCCAGAUGCUUCAGUUGUUAAGCAAGAGUCCAAAACACAACGUUCAACCGAACUAAUGAUUUCCUUUGGACAAAAAUGUUAUCCUCACCCCGUCCAGUAGAAGCAUGGUCCAAACGCAUGUUCCAUGGUGCUUAUCUAACCUGAAGCUUACUUUAAUCAAUUCUUGAUGAGACAAAUCGCGUUUGAGAAAGCUUAUUUUAACUUUCGAUCAUACAUUGUCCACAGUAACAACAUAGAUGUGAUUUUACAUAGAAUGUAGUGUACAUAUAAUAUUACCACGAAAACUAAACAACAGCUUUAUAUAUGCUGUUAUUGUUAUAAAAUAGUUCCCAAUAAUGUUGUUGAUCACAGGAAGACGAUCGAUGGAUAAUUUUUGUUGCAACCGACAUUAGUAUUACAUUUUAAUGGUCUUUAAGAUCUUCUUUUCGUCCAUCGUAAUAGACAGGAUUGCGAAAAGAGUUUGCUCUAUGCAUUAUAAAUAUAGCUUCUAUCAUUACAUAUAACUACACAGCACUUUCAGCAGCGAUUUUUUUUUUAAAUGAAAAACAUUAACAAUUCUACGCAAAUAAACAAUUGUGAUUCUAAUAAAAAAAA